AUGAUCAGUGUGCCCUGAUGAUCAGUGUAGCCCCAGCAGUGCCACGUGCCAGUGCCCAUCAGUGCCACAUCAAUGCCACAUAUCAGUGCAUACCAGUGCACAUCAAUGCCACAUAUCAGUGCCCAUCUGAGCUGCCUUUCAGUGUCACCCAUCAGUGCCAGUCAGUGCCACCUAUCAAUGCCAAUCAGUGCUGCCAAUCAGUGCCACCUAUUAGUGCCAGUCAGUGCCGCCUAUCAGUGCUGUCAAUCAGUGCCACCUAUCAGUGCCAAUCAGUGCCGUCUAUCAGUGAUCAUCAGUGCCGCCUAUUAGUGCCAGUCAGUGCCACCUAACAGUGCCAGUCAGUGCCACCUAACAGUGCCGCCUAUCAGUGCCAGUCAGUGCCACCUAACAGUGCCAGUCAGUGCCGCCUAACAGUGCCAUAUAUCAGUGCCAUGUAUCAGCGAUGCCUUUCAGUGCCCAUCAGUGAUGCCUGUCAAUGCCCAUCAGUGGCACCUACCAGUGCCUCAUCAGUGCCACCUAGAAGUAUCCAUCAGUGCAGCCUAUCAGUGCCCAUUACUGCAGCCUCACUAGCGCACAUCAGUGAAGGAGAAAAAUCACUUAUUUACAAAAUUUUAGAACAAAAACUAAGAAAAAAAAUUUUUUUUUCUAAAUUUUCAGUGGUUUUUGGUUUGUUUAAAAAAAAA
This is a messenger RNA of Staurois parvus, 683 nucleotides long. The record is from the annotation of a GenBank genome assembly. NCBI's taxonomy places the organism in Eukaryota, Metazoa, Chordata, Amphibia, Anura, Ranidae.